ACAUGAUCACGCUGUGCCAAAAACAGGAAAUCAUGGUUUGUUUGGAGUGAGAGACAGAAAGAAGAGGAGCAGACGACUGCAUCUCCCUUCUUCAAGCAUGUCUCUUUACAAAAACAGCGCGUUUUUUGUUUUGUCACUCAUCUAUAUUUACGCUCUUGUGUCUAGCGAUGGAGCUAACGUCACUAUUUCAUACGCAGCAGACAAAUUGAAAGUGAUCCCGACGCUGAGCCCUGCUGUUGUGGUCCCCUCGCCUGUAUUUAAUCCUACUGUGUUGGACUCUUUCGUCUCUCUCAACCUGCUGUCUACUUUCCCAGAGGACCAGGAGAUCAGCGAGUACUGCAGCGAGCUGCUUCACAUAUUCGGCCAGCGGUAUGUCGCCUAUGUGAACUGCUUGGUGCCCGCUGCCCGACCUGUCAAAGUGUGUCUCAACUGCUUCUCCACCUAUGACAGCCUGAUUGUCACAUACAACAACAUCUCUUCGGACAAGAUGGGUCCUGGUAAUGUGAGCUGCAGGGACAGUCUUCUGCGCAGUGAUCGGCUGAUGCUGGUGUAUCUGCUGUACAGCAACGUGGACAGUCUGUGGACCAAAUCAAACUGUGACCACUGUAUCAAUAAAGAUCCCCCGAGCCUGACCAACGACACCGUCUACUUCAUGUCUACUCUCAACCAAACUCUCACCUGCUUUGAGAAGCAUCAACAGGGCAACCAGACAGAGCUAUGCAAAAGCUGUAAGACCAUAUACAGAAGCGUGAAUGAGCUGUACGGCCGCAUGGAGAAGAAUCAGACGAUGUGUAUUGACAUAGAGGAUGCGAUGAAUAUAACCCGCAAACUGUGGAGUAAGACUUACAAUUGUUCCUUCCCCCGUGAGGAGACGGUGCCUGUCAUCGCUGUGUCCAGCUUCAUGCUUUUUCUGCCCAUCAUCUUCUACUUGAGCAGCUUCCUUCACUCGGAACAAAAGAAACGCAAGCUCAUACACCCCAAGCGAGCAAAGUCAUACGCCAGUCUGAUGAACAUUCAGGACAAGAUGAGCUGAGUUCAGCUGAGCGGAGACGGGUGAUGACUGAUGUGAAGAAGGACCGUGUUCUCAAUACAUUUGCUUUCUUUUAUUAAAAGUCACUACCCAGGAGAAGAUUUGUCUUCUCACCUACUUGUGCCUGAGCUUUGACUGACCUCGAUGAACUGGACUCAACGGCAGCGUUCCCUGUUGUUUACAGGAGGCUGUGAUACCAAUCAGUAUUCAGAGGACUUCAAGGACCUAAAUAAAUGAAACUGAAAGUGACAUGCACUGGAAUUUGUAACACAGAAAACGGAAUUUGCUUUCAUAUCUUCAAAACCAUCUUCUCAACUUCAGUAAAGGGUGCAUGCAGAAUUCAAUUUUUCUUAGAUUUUGAGCAAAACAUGAUAGAAAAAUAUAAAGAUGCACACACUGUGUUUGAGUCGGUCCGUAACUGCCGCAAUUUAUUAUUGAAUUUGUUUUGCUCAACAUGGCAAAUUUUAAAGUCACAUUUAAAGAUUUCUAUGAGGCUGACCUGUGAUUGAUUCAAAGUAUAACUAACUUUACUAAUCAGAUAGUUGUUCAUGUUGCUGUGUGACACAGGCGUAGUCCUCAGACAGAUCCUGGAUCUCCUUCCUUACAACUCGUUAACAAUCUUCUGGUUGUUCAGCACAUCCUGCAGUCGGAGACACACAGCUGUCACUAGAAAGAGUGAGUGGCUUGAAUGCAGUGUGUGUGUGUGAGUGUUUUUGUGUGUGUGUGUGCAUGCGUGUGUGUGUGUGUGCAAAUGAGCUAAUGUGUGUAUGUGCUCUAUUUAUGGGUUGAGAAAUGGGUUUUCUGUCUCUAAUGUAUGUCCAGAAGAGAGCUGCAAAAAGGAAGCACUUGAUGUCCAUUAGUGGUGACAUGUAUCUGCUGUAAGAAGGGGGGGUGCACAUCAGUAAGGUGGGGUUGGGCAGGGGGGAGUGUAAUAAAGACAUAACACACAUAACAUAAGAGCACUCCAAAGUACCACACUGAGAUGUUAGCUGUUUUCCAGUCAGUGUUUUUUGUGGUUGCAUAAAGCUUUUAAUGUGCUUUGUUGUCGUUUUCCACUGAUGUUCAACUUAAUUUGUUAAGGGUUUCUGACUGCUCAUGAUAGUGAAGUCUCUUUUAUGAGGUAUGAGUGCUGAAUUGAUGAGUUUGCCUAUUAGAAAUGCAUUUAAACACGAUGUGAAGUAAUGUAAAUCUUAAUUUUGAAUGCAUAAGCCCAAAUAAAUAUAUUUUCAUGUCAGAAACAA
This is a messenger RNA of Thunnus maccoyii (southern bluefin tuna), 2271 nucleotides long. RefSeq names its product osteoclastogenesis associated transmembrane protein 1 (gene ostm1). The record is from RefSeq and is a predicted model, not a curated record. The coding region runs from base 98 to 1033 and encodes 311 amino acids. The transcript is spliced from 6 exons. Gene Ontology annotation, cellular component: cytosol. NCBI's taxonomy places the organism in Eukaryota, Metazoa, Chordata, Actinopteri, Scombriformes, Scombridae.